AUGCAGCAAGUACCUUGGGAGUAUCAGCUGGCCGUGGCUGAUUACUGGAAGGGGAGGCCGGCGGCCAUGGAGCCAGCAGCUACUGCAUGGGUUCCCGGCCUCCCUUUGGAGCUGACAGUCGCUGCUCCUGCUGCUAGCCACGGUGAUCUGGCCGUCAGCUCCAGCGGACAGCAGCACCAGCACCAGCUGGUCAUGGUGGAGAGCACCACCGACCAUCACCAUCAGUACGAGUGGAGCGGUCCGGUGGAGGCGUUCGAGGAAGCAGCGCAGGCGUUCGAGGACAAGCUCGGCAGGACGGAGACGAAGAUCCACCUGUUCCCGGCGAGCAUGGUGGACCUCGCCGAGCGGUACGCCGCGUCCAGGACCGUCUCCAUCGGCCCCUACCACCACGGCCGGAGCCCCGCCGUCCUGCAGAUGGAGAGCACCAAGCACGUGGCCUCCUGGCACUUCGUCAGGGCCUCCGGCCGCCCCGUCGAGGAGCUGUACUCCGCGGUCUGCGCCGUCGCCGACGAGGCCCGCGGCUGCUACGACGAGGGCAGGGUGCGUGGUCUCGCUGACGACGACUUCAAGCCCAUGAUGUUCUUCGACGGCUGCUUCCUGCUGCAGUACCUGCUGUACGCGUGCACGUACGGCGACGACAACGACGACGACGAGGGGAUGGCAGUAGACCAGGCGCUGAGGAGCGCCUUCAGCUCCGACAACGACCGCAUCUUCUCCGACGUGGUGCUGCUCGAGAACCAGCUCCCGUGGGUGGUGGUCGAGACGCUCAUGAGCUUCUUGCCCGCGCCCGGUCUGGACCUGCCGAAGCUCGUCGGACGCGUGAAAGGCUCCCUGCAGGCCCGGCAGGCCCUCGACGAGAAACCGCCCGCGUGGGACAGCAGCUACACGCCGCCGCACCUCCUCGGCCUCCUGCGGUACUACAUCGUCGGAACCGGCACCAAGCUCUCGCCCGAGUCCUCCCGCGGCCUAUCCGAGAAGGCCGAGAAGGUGUCCAUCUCCGUGAGCGCCGUGGAGCUCGCGGAGAUGGGCAUCCAGCUGACGGCCACCAAGACGGGGGCGGAGCUGAAGGAGAUGGGCGUCAAGAAGGGGCUCCUCUCCGGCGAGCUCUUCCUGGCGCCGCUGUCCCUGGACGACGCGAACGCUUGGUUCCUCGUCAACAUGGCGGCGCUGGAGCUGUGCACGACGCCGGACUUCUCCGAGGCCGACGACGAGCGGUCCACCGUGUGCUCGUACCUCUGCCUGCUGGGCAUGGUGACGGACCGCGUGGAGGACGUGCAGCAGCUGCGCACGAAUCACAUCUUGCAGGGGGGAGCGGGGCUGACCAACGAGGACGCGCUCCGCCUCUUCAUCAGCCUCGAGAAGCACCUGCGCCCCGGGAGAUGCUACCUCCGCACCAUGCUGGAAAUCGAGAACUACAGGGUCCAUAGGCCGGCGAGGACUAUGGUGUACAGGUUUGGCUACAAGAACAUGAAGACUAUCAUCAGCGUGGUGACCAUCGUCGGCGCACUCGUCGGUUUGCUCGAGGCAGUCAAGCCGGAGGGUGUAGCCGGAGGGUGA
This is a messenger RNA of Triticum turgidum subsp. durum (durum wheat), 1557 nucleotides long. The record is from the annotation of a GenBank genome assembly. Lineage: Eukaryota; Viridiplantae; Streptophyta; Magnoliopsida; Poales; Poaceae.